Adineta steineri is the source of this 783-nucleotide messenger RNA. Lineage: Eukaryota; Metazoa; Rotifera; Eurotatoria; Adinetida; Adinetidae. The record is from the annotation of a GenBank genome assembly.
AUGCAAAACUUAUCUACUCCAUUAUCUGAAACAACUCGUAUUGAAGUAAAUGUAUCGGAAUUUGCUCGUGGUGAAAUAGCUGUUAAACUUCGACGUGAUAAUACAUUACUUGUACAUGCUCUACAUCUUGAUCAAUUUGCUGCAGAUAAUUUUUUUCGUAAAGAAUUAGUUAAAACAUUUCCUAUACCACCCGGUGCCGAUAUUGAUAAAAUUCGUUCUAUUAUACGAAAUAAUGGUAUAUUAACAAUUGAUAUACCUAUGUUGAGGGAUAAUGAUGCAACACGACGUUCACAUGAAGAAUUAUUACGAGCAAUUGAUCAACCGAAAAAACAAAGUAAAAAUGAUUAUAUGCGUUCAAUUUCACAAGCAAAUGUAACUGAUAAUAAUCAACAAUCACUUCGACAAGAACCAGCAACAGUACAUAAACGUACUGGUAGUCUUGUUGAUAUGGAUCAUCGACAAUAUUCAACUACAUUUAAUAUUGCAGAUUUUUUACAAUCGAAAUUUCAUCCAUCAUUUUCACCAAAUCGUAAAAAAUUAACAUUAAAAGUUGACACACGUGGAUAUGAACCAGAUGAAUUAACAGUACGUUUACUUGAUGAUAAUCUAUUAGUGCAAGGAAGAAAAAAAUCUUCAUCAUCAAAAAAAUCUGACAGUAAACAAUUUAGUCAAAGUAUUCGUUUACCCGAUGGAAUUGAUAAAUAUAACGUUACAUCACAAGUUAUGGAUGAUGGAAUGCUUUUUAUUGAAAUACCAUUAAUUAAUUCAUCGAUGUAUCGAUGA